Messenger RNA from Cryptomeria japonica (Japanese cedar), 1011 nucleotides. RefSeq names its product cytochrome P450 750A1-like. The transcript has 2 exons. The coding region runs from base 1 to 1011 and encodes 336 amino acids. The record is from RefSeq and is a predicted model, not a curated record. NCBI's taxonomy places the organism in Eukaryota, Viridiplantae, Streptophyta, Pinopsida, Cupressales, Cupressaceae. Gene Ontology annotation, molecular function: heme binding; monooxygenase activity; iron ion binding.
AUGGGAAUGGGGAUUUUAUUCAUCUUCUACUGCUUCGUCUAUAAGCUGAAAAGGGAAGAAAAGAAAAUGAAAUUGCCUCCAGGACCACGUCCAUGGCCUGUCAUAGGAAGCCUCCAUCUCUUGGGAAACCUUCCACAUCAAGCUUUUGCAACGCUGGCAAAGAAAUACGGAUCCCUUAUGUUUCUCCGUUUAGGUUCCAUCCCCACUAUUGUGGUGUCUUCUCCUGCCAUGGCAAAAGAAUUUCUCAAAACGCAUGAUUUGGUGUUUGCAACCAGACCAUACAGUUACAAAGGGAAAAACAUAUGCUAUGGUCAUAAUGACGUCGCUUUUGGCCUCUAUGGAGAGUCUUGGAGGCAGAAGAGAAAGCUGAUGACAGUGGAGCUGCUCACAGUGAAGAGAAACGAUUCCUUCAGAUUUGUGAGAGAGGAAGAAGUGUCUUCCAUGAUCGCCUCCAUCUGGCAGGAAAGGGAGCAUGGAGAGCAGUGUGUGGAUGUGAAGAGGAGACUCUCCUCCCUUACUCAAAAUAUUGUCUGCAGAAUGUUAGCUGGCAGGACGUACUCCGACAACGAACUGAAUGGAGGGCAUGGUUUCAAAGAAAUGGUGGAAGAGAUGUUUGCCGUGUUCGGUGCAUUUCCCAUUGGCGAAUAUAUUCCUUCUCUUGACUGGAUGGACUUGCAAGGAUUCCGUCGUCGGAUGAAGGCCGUUCACCAAAUAUUCGACAGAUUUGCUGAAAAAGUAAUCGAUGAGCACAUCGUAGAAAGAAAAGCUAGGGAAGGAGAUCGCGUUAAAGACAUGGUAGACGUGAUGCUUAGCAUGGCUGAGACGGAGGGCCAGGCAAUGUCACGGGUCGACAUCAAAGCCGUUAUCCUGGAUUUUGUAAAUGCGGGAAUGGAAACACCGGUGACAUUGCUAGACUGGGCGAUAAGUGAAUUGCUAAAGAAUCCUGCAACGUUGGCACGAGUGCAGCAGGAGAUUGAAUCAGUAGUUGGCAGAGACCGCAGAGUAAAGUAG